Messenger RNA from Amborella trichopoda, 1629 nucleotides. RefSeq names its product protein NODULATION SIGNALING PATHWAY 2. The record is from RefSeq and is a predicted model, not a curated record. NCBI's taxonomy places the organism in Eukaryota, Viridiplantae, Streptophyta, Magnoliopsida, Amborellales, Amborellaceae.
AUGGAGUGGUUUGACAUGUUUCACGAUGUAGACCUACCACAAAUGCAAACAACUGCAUUUUUCUCAGACCAAAUUUCUGUGGAUUCCGGCGCCGUUGCCGGAAUCCAAGACCUGGACGAACUGUUCCUCGAUUUUCCGGUGUCUGCGACCCCUUCGGAAUCCAUGGACUUCAUGGACAUGGAACUUGAUAUGCUCAGAUCAGACGAGGCGCUCAAUCGAAUUCAGGAGUGCCUUUCACAGUCUGAUUCCGAGUUGCCGCAUCAACAGCAGUUAUUUCACGAUCAUGACUCUCUCUUGGAUGAGGUUAUCGAAUCAGCUGACUUGGAUCGUGGUCAUUCAGAGACCUCUCAGAAGUUGCAGGAAGCUGCAGUGAUGGAAAGCUCUCCUGUGUUAUGUGAGAGUAGUGUCUUGCACGAAAAUACCGAGUCGAGGAGCUGCGAAGAGGAGGAGAAGGGGAUGCUCAUGAUUCACCUUUUGGUUGCAGCUGCGGAGGCGAUAUCAAACGAGAGCCAUGACUUGGCGGAGGUGCUCCUCCAGAGGCUAAAGAAGCACGUCUCUCGCUCUGGCACUACCAUCGCGCGUGUGGCCUACUACAUGUACCAUGGCCUGCAGUGGCUCCUCAGUGGUCACAACGCGCUCUUGGACCUCAAAUCGAAUUACAGAAUCCGCGAAGACAAUUAUCUCUCUGCUUAUAGAGCUCUUAUCGAGAUCCAUCCAUGCUCGAGGCUGGCUCACUUUACCGCGAACCAGUUCAUCCUCGAGUCGGUCACCAGCAACUGUCGAAACCUUCACGUGAUAGACUUUGAUAUCAUGGAUGGUUUGCAAUGGCCGCCAUUGAUGGAAGCUCUGGUCUCCGAUGCUCGUUACUCUCAGCUCAAGAGCAUCAAGGUAACUGCGAUCAAAUGGGGUGAGACCUCUGCAACCACCGCAAGGAGACUCCAUGCGUUCGCUCGUGAUCUCGGCUUGAGUUUCUCCUUGGAAGAAAUCGAACUCGAAAAUCUGACGACAUAUCAAAACUCCCAUGAGAAAGAAUCAAUAGAUUCAGACGAGGAAGAUGGAUUAGAAGAAGAAGAAGAAGAAGAAGAAGAAGAGGGAGAUGUGGGAGAGGAGAGUGUUGUAAUAGUGAACUGUAUGUUUAGGCUUCUGCACAUGCCCGAGAGACACUCAUGGCAGCUCUCGAAGCUCAUCGAAGGGUCAAAGGAGUUGAGGCCCGAGCUCCUGGUUCUCGGCCACUGCAGCAACAACAUGCACGGACAAAUUUCGGAGGAUUUCGUGAGCAGGUUUUCGUGGUGUUUGCAGGGAGCUUCGGCGAUUUGCGACUCCCUCGAGUGGAGCCUGCCCACUCAAAAGCUUGGAAGAGAGAUGAUUGAGAGGCUAUUUCUCGGCCCGAGAUUUUGCCGAGAAGUUAUGUUCGUUGAUAGGGCGAAGUGCGUGGCGAGACUCCCCGAAACUUUCGGGUACGAGGAGGGGACAAUCAGCGAACGAAAUAUUCGGCAAGCGGACGAAAUAUUGCGGCUUCAUGCGAGAGAUGGCCACUUUUACAGACAAGGAGCCGAAAGGCCAAAUGAGCUCGUCCUCAGGUGGGGGUCCACAGGUUUGCUCUCUGUUUCGUCUUGGCACGUGCCUUAA